AUGACAGACGCAUGCAUUGUAUGUUUAGAAGAUCUGGAGGUUCAACAUGAAGUUGGGGUCCAGGUCCCAUUUCCAGAUGAUGCUGCAGUGGUGCAAGACCGGCAAGACCCCCAAACCAUUCCCCAUGAUGAUCUCGAGGGGGGCAAAGCGAGCAACGCACGAGAAUCCCAUUCCGAUUUCGUCGACAUUGUAAAGGAUCCGGAUCAUCAACAACUUCAUCAUUAUCCUGCGGAAAUCAACAACCCUCUUUGCGUGGCUCAGAUUAAACCUUGUGAUCAUGUUUUGCAUGAUCAUUGUUUGAGGGCAUGGAGUCAAAAGGCGAAUAGUUGUCCGAUUUGUCGAGCGAGCUUUAAUUUGGUCGUGGUACUUGAUAGGGUGGGAGGAACUGUUCAAUCUGAAUAUGCCGUCCAAGAUCGAAAACAAACUGCCGAGUUUGAUUUAACUGAGUGGCAAGUAAAUAAUCCAGAAGAAUAUGAAGAAGAGGAAGAUGGAAGAUCUUGUCCAAUAUGCGACCAGUCAGAUCAAGAAGAUGUUCUCUUAUUAUGCGAUGGAUGCGAUGCACCUUAUCAUACACAUUGUAUUGGUUUAAGCAGUAUUCCAACUGGCCAUUGGUAUUGUAUGGAAUGUGUGGAAAGUGGUGCUUUUACUCAACAUGAUGAAUCGCAAGGACCAGCAAGGACUAUACCAUUCUCAGGACCAAACUUCAGCAGAACUCAGGCUAGCGUUCGACGUGCUCGUAGGAAUGGCAGACAAGAUAGAUGGAUUAAUGCUUGGGGUCAAUUAAGUAGCGCAAUUCGAAAUGUCACUGGUGUCGAUCUGGAUUUUGCCGAGGAUGAUCAGGAGUUAAGAGGUUAUAGGGAUCUUCAACAAUUUUCCGCUGCCGAAUUUAGAAGAUGGGAACAACGAAUACGUAUUGCCAGACGUCAAGGUGCUGAUCAAGUAUUUCGAGCCGCAGCACCACAGGUUGUUAGAGAACGAAUUCAACCACCGGCACCUGUGGUUGAAACUCGUGAAGAAAGGCAAGCAUGGGGAGCCAUGGAGAGAGCUCAAAAUCUCGAGGAUGCAUCAAAUACAAGAAAGCGCAGAAGAUCAACUACUGCGUCACCAGCUAGCCGUAGUAGUUCAGCACCGGAGGAACCUGAACGUAAACAAAAGCGUCCAAGAACACGAAUUGUUCAAAACGGAUCUUCUAUCGCAUCAUCUAGUACAAAUAAUCAACCUCGACCUCAAUCUAGCAGAAGCAAUGGUUCACCAACACGAUCACCCUCGACAAAUACAAUCAACACAAACUCGGAACCUACUUUUCUUUCUUCACUUCUUCGAGAAGUUGAGAUGGCUCCAUCUUCUGAUGAAGAUUCAAUAAGGUUUGGGUUAGAUCUUACAUCUAAUCGAGCAAAUGGUGUCACAAGUCCAUCUCUUGAUUAUUCUUCUCCAGCUACUUCUCCAGCAUCACCAGCAUCUUCUUUUCAUAGUCGCGCAUUAUCGACCACACCCCCACCAAGAGGUAGACAAUCCCGUUCACCUCCUUUGAGUACAACUGUUAUGCCUGAUUUUUCUGCUGUACAUUAUUCACCAAAUCGAUCAUCACCCACUGACUCGAUAAAUCAAACAGUCUCAAAUGAAAGUAGGAGAAAGAGAGAUGGAUCUCCCAUGUCAGAAAUUCAACAACCUCAACCUCGCAGACAUAAAUCAGCUCGAGCAAGAUCUCAAGAUUCUUCACCUGUACGAACAAAUGCACAAUCAGCAUCACGAUCCGAAAAUACUUCACCAAUACGAAAUACCAUGUCAAUCGAAGAAAAAGAAAGUAUUAGCAAAGUGGUUAAAACAGCUCUAGGGCCUCAUUGGAAAUCUCGAAAGAUAUCAAAUGAACAAUAUUGUGAUAUCAAUCGAAAUGUAUCAAGAAAGCUUUACGAACUUGUUGCCGAUAAGAACCUAUCUAAUGGAGAUAAAAGUUCAUGGGAAAGGAUUGCGACUUCGGAAGUUAGUAAAGCAGUUCGAUCUUUAAGAAAUUAA
Molecule: messenger RNA, 2013 nt
Organism: Sclerotinia sclerotiorum 1980 UF-70
Lineage: Eukaryota; Fungi; Ascomycota; Leotiomycetes; Helotiales; Sclerotiniaceae
Exons: 2
Coding region: 1-2013 (670 amino acids)
Source: RefSeq, a predicted model, not a curated record